UUUUAGUCGCGGUUCGAUGUUUAGGUCAGAGACAACCUUCUGUUUCCUGUCUCUGUUUAGUCAUAUUUUUGUGAGACAUGUAUGUCAAUAUAAUUGGACAGAUUACUGCUCAUGUUGGGUCGUAGAUUAAAAGUAAUAAAUGGGGGCGACGUAUGCCUAAAAAAUAAAACGCUUUCUAGUGCGUAGCUGUGAUAAAUAGUGCCAGUAGAAUUUUAACUAAUAUAUUAAAAAUGGAAAGUAACUCUAACAUGAACGAAUCCGGUAUCGAUCUCGGAUUUGAUUCAACUUUUUUGAAUUCGGACGACUUAAUUCGCACAAUUGACGAUCUUCUAAGCACCCCUACAAAUCAAGAAUUUUACGAACUUACGUCCAAGACAUUACCAGAAACUGAAAGUCCUCCUAAUUUAAAAACCGCAACGCCAUUAUCACGUACACAACUUAAGCAGCAGUUAAUGCGCGAACAAGCGUUACAAGAACAAGAACGACGCGAAGCAAUAGAAAAAGCACAGAGAGCCUCACAAGAAGCCCAAAAACCAAUUCAAACUGCGACACGAUUGCCAUACAGUAUUGCUGUUGACGUCCCCCCUCAAGUUCUACAGGUCAAAACCAAAUUGGAGAACCCUACGCGCUACCAUGUUAUGCAAAAACAGAAAAGCCAAGUUCAGCAGUACCUAAGCACCAAUUUACCACGAGUACAAGAAAACCUGUGUCAAUCUCAAACUCAAAGUGCCCCAGGCUUCACAAAUCCAUUCGUAAAUGGAACAUCAACCGUGUUGCCCACACCUUCGGCACCACCUUACGGUUACACUCAACAAGUGUACGCUUCCGGACCUGCGAUUAGUCCAAACUGUGAUGCUCCAGCACUGUCACCUGCACUUAGUUCCGGCGCAAGCACAUCUGGGGCCGAAGAUCUGAUAGAUGACUUGUUAUCGUUUGAAUCGAGUUCGUUAGCUUCAGAUGGUUUCAAAACGUCCGAUAAUUCGUUAACAGCGACUGAAAUUAGUAUAAAGAAUGAACCAAAUUUUCUCAGUGACGCCGAAAUUCACGCACUCGCAAAGGAUCGCCAAAAGAAGGAUAAUCACAAUAUGAUUGAACGUCGACGAAGGUUUAACAUAAAUGACAGAAUAAAAGAGCUGGGUAGUUUACUUCCGAAAACAAAUGACCCUUAUUUUGAAAUCGUACGAGACGUUAGGCCCAACAAAGGAACGAUCCUUAAAUCUUCCGUAGAAUACAUCAAAUGUUUAAAAAAUGAAGUUCAAAGAUUAAAACAAAAUGAAGCGAAACAGAAACAAAUCGAACAUGUAAAUAGAAGACUACAACUCCGAAUACAGGAAUUAGAAAGACAAGCCAAAACUCAUGGACUCCCGGUUUCGGAUUUCAGCUGGCAAACAUUAUCUCCUAACCCAUACAGUGUAUAUGGAAAAAAUCAAAAUCAACCUAUUACUGCCAAUAUAAUGCCAUCACUACUUUUACCUGAAAGAAGAAAGAUGCCAGAUGUUAUAACGGAUGCCGCAUUGAGUAUCUCAGCGAUGGAAGAAUUGAUGGAUGACGAAGAACCAGUAAACAGAGUCAAUGGAGAUCCGAUGCUUUCAUCACCUCACGCACUGACCGCUGACCCUUUAUUAUCUUCACCUGCCCAUCCCAGUUCUGUGAUAGAUCCUAUGUUGUGCGACCCUCGAUUACCAUCUCCCAUCAGUCACAUGGAUCCCGUAGACGGUGACACGUUGGAUAUGGACAUGAUAGCAUGAUAUAAUACCUAGUCCCUCUCAUCCUUACCUUCAGAACUGGUAUUAUAGAAUUAUGAAAAUUUGUUGAUAUUCACAAAGUGGCAUCAUAUUUCAGCGUUACUAUCUACACAAUUACUAUUAACUGCCCAAUUCAUCAUAUGUGCUAAUGUGUACGAUACUGGCCACUUCUUCAUUUCUCGCAAUACACUAGAUAUUUUUAUCGCAACGUCCCGUACCAUUAAAUGAAAUGUCCUCGUAUAUUUAUGACAAUAAUAAUUAAUGUCUGAGGCGUAAUUGUUCGGGUAGUAAUCGUUACAAUCGAACAUGGAAGUCUUUCUUGUCCAAAUUUGGAUAAACUAACAAAGAGACCAACAAAGUAGACUGAUAUGCAACAAAAAUUUGUAUAACAAAUUUUAAAUUAAAAAAGAAAGCUUUAUACGUAUUAGUAUUUUUUUAUUAUUAUUUUUGAUCAAAAAUUCCGAAUCCGGAACACGCAAAUGAUCCGGGUUUGGCGAUGACAAUUUCAUUCAUUAUGCCUUCAGUAGACGGAUUAGUGUUCGAAAUGUUAUUGUCAUGUUUACGAGAUUAUAUUAUUACCUAUAUUAGUAAGUUUUUGUUUGUUUGUUAUGCAAUUAGUGCAAUGUAUUUAGCCAAACUAGUGUGUAUUACAUAUGAUUGGACAUUAGUUUGUGUAACCGUCAGUUAGUGUUAGCGAAAUGGUUUUCAUUCUGAUUUUAUUUAAUGCAUCGUUCGUGUAUAGGUACUACAGGGUGUCUCGUCAAAGAUUCAUGCUUAUGACUAUAGCGCCAUCAGUAUUUUUUAAUUUAGAAUAUAUGGUGGGUAUGGAAAAGAAAAAAGGAAACCAAUUUCCUGACGAUAUUGCCUAGAUAUUAAUUUUACGAACUUAUAGCAAUUUUGGAAAUUGUUCCAACUUGAUUUAUAGAUAAGUUAUUUUGGAACUUAAAAGUUUAUACCUCGGCGUGCCGCUUGUUUUAUACAGAUAGAAAAUGUGCAUAAUAAUUGGCCUAAGGUUCUGCCAUCAAUCACAAAUUAAUAUUGUAAUGGCUACAUACUCCGUUCUGUAUGUACUGUCCAGCCUUAAUUUAUAAUUAAAAAUUAUACACAACUGAACAAAUUGACAAGAGAACUGAUCCUGUAGGGGUAACUAAUCUUAAAUAGACACGCUGUAUACGCUCUAGCAACCAGAUUAUGUAAACCAUUUCGCUUGACCUAGAUGUGUAGAUUACAAGGUUUUAAAAUAUUGUUUAUAUUUUAUUCCAACUUGUAUCUAUUAUUUUUUAACUUCUAGAAAAGCCUCAGCGGCAUUUUGUAUAGAUCUACUAUAUUUUUGUAAAGCUACAUCAAAAUUUUGUCUCAACACCAGCAAUAGACAGAUGGCAGUUACUCUCAAUGCCAAAUCUUAAUACCACUUCAUUUAGUACCUGCGGUCUAACGUAAAAUUGAAAAUGAAUGACACCAUAUAUAGUUGAAAUUUGUUAUUAAAGUGAACUUUUUUUAGUAUUCCGGUUAGUAUUAACAUUGUGAUAACAGAUUUCAAAAAAUGAUCAUCUGAAACCUACUUAUAAACAAGUUACCUGUGUUACCAAGAAUUAUCUAUAUACUAUUUAAG
Photinus pyralis (common eastern firefly) is the source of this 3357-nucleotide messenger RNA. It is a transcript of the gene Mitf, whose product is annotated as transcription factor EC. The transcript is spliced from 7 exons. Gene Ontology annotation, biological process: regulation of transcription by RNA polymerase II. The record is from RefSeq and is a predicted model, not a curated record. The coding region runs from base 231 to 1748 and encodes 505 amino acids. Gene Ontology annotation, cellular component: nucleus. NCBI's taxonomy places the organism in Eukaryota, Metazoa, Arthropoda, Insecta, Coleoptera, Lampyridae. Gene Ontology annotation, molecular function: protein dimerization activity; DNA-binding transcription factor activity, RNA polymerase II-specific; RNA polymerase II cis-regulatory region sequence-specific DNA binding.